Porites evermanni is the source of this 937-nucleotide messenger RNA. Lineage: Eukaryota; Metazoa; Cnidaria; Anthozoa; Scleractinia; Poritidae. The record is from the annotation of a GenBank genome assembly.
AUGGAACCAAGAUCAAGAGAAACUACUCCUACAAAAGAAGAUUUGGAUUUUAUAGUAGAUGACGGCUAUAGAUAUGAUGAGGAUCCAGAUUAUAUUCCUAAUGAUAAAAAAUAUCUUUUAAGCGGAAAAGAUUUUAAAAAACUAACCAGGAAUGCUAAAAAACUUGGUGCUGAAUCGCUUGAUUAUUCAACACGAAAAAAUGAUAAAUACAUGGCAACGCUUUUAAGUGGAAAGAAAGUUCAUUUUGGGUCACCAAAAUAUCCAGACUAUCUUAUUCACAAAGACAAAGAUUGACGAGAUAAAUAUCUUUCUAGAGUGACAAAGAUUAAAAAUAAACAAGGUGAGUUAACUUAUACUAAUCCUGAAUCAUCUAACUAUUGGUCAGUUCAUCUUUUAUGGCCCAAAAAGUGAAUUAAAGAUUUGAUAAAAUAUAAUAAAAUGAGUUUAGGAUGUAAUGAUGAUAUUACUAGACCAUUUAACGAUAUUGAUUUAGAUGGUAAAAAAUUUGUUAAAUCUAGUGAUUUUUUUGAUAUAAUUGGAAAUAUAGAAAAAAGAUUACAAAAACUUGCAAUACAAUUUUCAGAACUUAGAUAUGAAAGAAAUAAAGAUAUAUUAUAUUUAGAUAUUGGUGAUUGUUUUAGAUUUAUUGCAAAUGAUUUGAAAGAAAUUAAAAAUGGUUUAAAGCAAUAAUUUUUAUAAUAAAAAAAUGCAGUUAUCCAGUUACGAAAAUUUAACCUCAGAGAAUAUUAUUUUUAAUGAACCUAAAGAGUAUAAAGUAAAAGACAGCAAAAUCAAAUACAAACGUAUUCCAAUUGAAGUCAAAUAUCCAAAUAACAAAAAAGGACCACUUGUAAUUGAAACUCCAGUUCUUUUUUCUUUUGGAGUAAGUGAGAAGAAAGACCAAGAAACAAAUAAGUUAGUAGUAUAUAGGUUAUAG